AUGACAUUUGGUUGGAUAGUUAGAUGGUGUAAGCAAGUGUCUGGUUACCAAGACAGAUUGCUUGGUGGUAAAUCUAUGAUUUUAUGUGGUGAUCCAGGCCAAUUACCUCCAGUAGCAGACAAGCCGCUUUAUCAUGCGGUACCAACGAAUAGUAUUGGUGAACAGGGAUAUGUUACAUAUCAGAUGUUUGAUAAUGUAGUUAAACUCGAUGUUAAUCAGCGUGUACAGGGAAAUGACCCAGAGCAAACACAAUUUAGAGAGUUAUUGCUGAGGCUAAGAAAAGGUGAAUCAACAGUAGAUGACUGGAAACUGCUUUUGACUCGACAACCUUUAAAAAUUUCCAAUUUAUCCGAAUUUAAUGAUGCAACAAGAUUGUUUUAUAGCAAUGAGGAAGUUGCUAAUUUUAAUUAUGAAAACCUUGUCAAACUUCAAAAACCAAUUGCUCAAAUAAACGCUCGACAUUCUUCUGCCACCGCUCGAAAAAUUCCUGCAGAUGAGUUUUCUGGCCUUCAGCCUGUGCUGUAUUUAGCUAAGGGUGCAAAGAUUAUGCUGACAAUGAAUUUAUGGCCGACUGUUGGUCUUUGCAAUGGUGCGACAGGCACUGUUGAAUAUUUUAUAUAUGAAAAUAACCACCAUCCUCCUGAUCUGCCAAUAGCAGUUGUUGUUAAAUUUGAUAAUUACAGAGGUCCAUCUCUUUGUCAGACACUCUCGAACUAUGUACCAAUAUGCCCCAUCAAUGUUACUACCCAGUCAUUAGAUGGAUUCCAUGAAAGGCAACAACUCCCUUUACGAUUAGCUUGGGCCAUUACAAUACAUAAAAGUCAAGGUCUUACUUUAUCUAAAGCUUGGAUUAAUAUUGGAAAGAAAGAAAGUUGUCCCGGAAUGACAUAUGUGGCUUUAAUACAGACGAAAAGAGGAGGAUAG
Molecule: messenger RNA, 924 nt
Organism: Dendronephthya gigantea
Lineage: Eukaryota; Metazoa; Cnidaria; Anthozoa; Malacalcyonacea; Nephtheidae
Product: ATP-dependent DNA helicase PIF1-like
Exons: 2
Coding region: 1-924 (307 amino acids)
Biological process (GO): DNA repair; telomere maintenance
Molecular function (GO): DNA helicase activity
Source: RefSeq, a predicted model, not a curated record